Molecule: messenger RNA, 540 nt
Organism: Soboliphyme baturini
Lineage: Eukaryota; Metazoa; Nematoda; Enoplea; Dioctophymatida; Soboliphymatidae
Source: the annotation of a GenBank genome assembly
AUGACGCGGGAGAUGCCUGAAGCCAGUGAAGACCCAAAAAAGGUGACCGCUCAACUAGAAGAACUGAAGAAGCUCAACGUCGAACUCAACGGGAAGCUAGCAGAUCUUGAAGACAAGUACUUGCGGUCUCUUGCGGAGACAGAAAAUCUGCGGCGGCGAAUGCUCAGACAAGUCGAAGAAGCGAAAGCUUUUGGAAUUCAGAACUUCUGCAAAGACAUGCUAGAGAUUGCUGACAUACUGCAGAUUGCGGUGAAUGCCAUUCCUGAAAGUACUCUGAAUAGCAGUCAGGAAGUGAAAAACCUGCAUGAAGGAAUGGUAAUGACGAAGACGCAGUUGCUUAAGAUCUUCGCUAAGCACGGCCUCGUUCAAGAGAAUCCGCUCGGGAUGAAGUUCGAUCCGAACAUACAUGAAGCGGUGUUUGAAAUACCGGAUCCGAAAAAGGAACCUGGCACCGUCGCAGUCGUACAGAAGGUGGGCUAUCUGCUGCACAAUCGAACGCUGAGGGCUGCACAAGUGGGCGUCGUCAAGGCUGCAUCCUAA